AUGUACACAAACAAAUCCAACAAUAAACCUCGGCUGCUAAACAAGCCCACAAAGAAGAAAGGAGACCAUGGCAGUCAACAAGAAAGAUUGGAUGACGAUGAAAAAGCUCAACAAUUAAAAGAAUAUAGAGAAAAGAAAAAACUAGAGGAAAUUGAAAUUGACAAACGAUUCUUUGGACCACAGAUGGAGGGUACAAAGAAUCUGGGUUGGUUGGUAAACUUUAGAGCAACGAGUGUACCAGAAAAAUUGACUAUGGGUGGGUCCGGAGGUGAAGAUGAUGCCAAUUCUUCGGAUAUGGAUCUUGCUGCAGUUGUGUUAUAUUUUAUGAGUGAUGAAGGUGACUCUUUUUCUGUCACCAAAGUAUUCGAACCAUAUUUCUAUAUUGCUGUGAAGGAUGACAAUUCAUUUACAGAAGUUUGCAAUUAUUUAACAUCAAUGGACCCAAUAGUAUCAUUGGAUAUAGUAGAUAAAGAAGAUCUUGACAAGGUUAAUCACCUUUCCGGUAUAAAGGCAAAGUACUUGAAAUUGAGAUUUAAAAACGUUCAACAAUUGAUGGAAAUGAGAUCUAAGUUAUUACCAAUAAUUGAAAAAAAUAAGAAAAAGAGUCAAGAUUCGUUUGAGCUAUUAGAAGAAGAGUUAUUGAACGAAGAAAUGGAGGAUCAGUUCUUAGAUGAUCUUGAUGACUACGAAAGAGGAAUUAGACGUAAAAGGAAAGCUAAACUUUCGACUAUUGAUUGUGUUGACAAGAUAGUUGAUAUUAGAGAAUAUGAUAUUAAAUAUCAUAUUCGUUGUGCCAUUGAUACAGAUUUAAGAGUUGGUUAUUGGUAUGAUAUUUCUGUUGAGGAAGGAAAUGUUUUGAUUUCAAAGAGAGAAGAUAUCGAAGAAAGAGCUGUUCCUAAAGUUUGUGCUUUCGAUAUUGAAACCACAAAACCUCCUCUCAUGUUCCCUGAUCCACAAUCAGAUAGAAUUAUGAUGAUAUCUUAUAUGAUUGACGGCCACGGUUACUUAAUUGUGAAUCGUGAAAUCGUCGCUGAAGAUAUCGAAAAUUUUGAUUAUACUCCAAAAGAUGAAUUCCCUGGAUAUUUUGAAGUUUUCAACGUAGAAAAUGAAAAAGAGUUAUUACUUAAAUGGUUUUCACAUAUGCAAGAAGAAAAACCAUGUGUAUAUGUGACGUAUAACGGUGACUUUUUCGAUUGGCCUUUCAUAGAACAAAGAGCUAGUGUAUAUUCACUGAAUCUUAGAGACCAUGUAGGUUACUAUAGAAUGUCAGGAGAUUGCAAAAAGCUUGGAUCUGACACGCUUUAUGGCAGUAGUUUUGGUCUCCAUAUCGAUUGUCUGUAUUGGGUUAUCAGAGACAGUUAUUUACCUCAAGGUUCUCAUGGUUUGAAAGCUGUCACUAAAGCCAAGUUAAAGUAUGAUCCUAUUGAAGUAGAUCCUGAAGAUAUGUUACCUUUUGCAACAAGUCAACCUCAAAAAUUGGCUUCUUAUUCUGUUUCUGAUGCAGUUUCAACAUACUAUUUAUAUAUGAAGUAUAUCAAUCCUUUUAUCUUCUCACUUUGUAACAUUAUUCCAAUGCCACCAGAUGAAGUUUUGAGAAAAGGAUCAGGUACACUCUGUGAAACACUUCUCAUGGUACAAGCAUUCAAGGGUAAUAUUAUUUUCCCAAAUAGAUAUCAAUCAGAUCCUGAAAAGAUGUAUAAGGGUCACUUGUUAGCAAGUGAAACAUAUAUCGGUGGUCGUGUAGAAGGUUUAAAGUCUGGUGUUUAUAGAUCAGAUAUACCAUACAAAUUCAAAUUAAAUCCAGACAGAUAUCAACAAUUAGUUGAUAAUGUAGAUAGAGUCAUUAGAUUUGCAAUUGAAGUUGAACAACAAUUGAAAGUUGAAGAUGUUGCCAACUUUGAGGAAUUGAAACAAGAAAUUAUUGAUGGUUUACUUAAACUCAAAGAAAAACCAGAAAGAGAAGAAUGUCCAAAAUUAUAUCACUUGGAUGUUGGUGCUAUGUAUCCUAACAUUAUUCUUACACACAGACUUCAACCAUCUGCUAUUGUUAACGAGGACACCUGUGCUCAAUGCAUUUACAAUAAGCCAGAGAAUGAUUGUAAGAGAAUAAUGAAGUGGCACUUUAGAGCUGAAUAUUUUACAGCAUCUAGAUCUGAAUUUAAUAUUGCCAAGAAUUCUUUAAUGAACGAUAAUCCAAACUUUACCAAUGAAGAAUUAAGAAAGAGAGUGGGUGAAAUCAGUCAAAAGGCCCACAAGAAGAAAUAUAAUAAGGAAAGUAUGGUCAAGGAUGCUACUAUUUGUCAAAGAGAAAAUCCAUUCUAUGUAAAUACAGUUAGAGAAUUUCGUGACAGAAGAUAUGUACUUAAAGAUAAAUCCAAAGAAUGGAAGGACAAGUCUAAAGAUCCAGAAUUUGAAGAAAAGUCCAAAGUCAUGUUAGUUUUGUACGAUUCUCUUCAACUUGCCCACAAGUGUAUUUUGAACUCUUUCUACGGUUACGUUAUGAGAAAAGCUGCCAGAUGGUACAGUAUGGAAAUGGCUGGUGUUGUUACUUACAAUGGUGCUCAAAUUAUUAGAAUGGCCAGAGAGCUUAUCGAUGAUAUUGGUAUUUCAUUGGAAUUGGAUACUGAUGGUAUUUGGUGCAUGCUCCCUGGUUCAUUCCCUGAAAAUUAUACACUCAAGCUUACUAAUGGUAAGAAGAGAACAAUCUCCUAUCCUUGUUUGAUGUUGAACGCAGAUGUUGCUCAAAAUUUCAGUAACGAUCAAUAUCAAAAUUUCAAUCCAGAAACUGGAAAAUGGGACAAGAGAGCUGAAUGUUCCAUUUUCUUCGAAGUUGACGGUCCUUAUCGUGCUAUGAUUUUGCCAGCCUCAAAGGAAGAAGGUAAAUCUAUUAAGAAGAGAUAUGCAGUUUUCAAUCAUGAUGGUACUUUGGCUGAAUUGAAGGGUUUCGAAAUUAAAAGAAGAGGUGAACUUAAGCUUAUUAAGAUUUUCCAAUCUCAAGUUUUCGAACAAUUCUUAAAAGGAUAUUCUCUCUCUGAAUGUUAUCAACAUGUUGCUGAAAUUGCAAAUAGAUGGCUGGAUAUUCUUUACACUAAAGGUGAAGGAAUUGAAACUAAGCAACUCUUUGAUUAUAUUACUGAAAGUUCUAACAUGAGUAAGAGGUUAGAAGAAUAUGGUAAUCAAAAGGCAGCAAGAAUUACAGCAGCUAAAAGAUUGGUUGAUCUUUUUGGUGAACAAAUGGUUAGAGAUAAGGGUUUAGUUUGUAGUUACAUUGUGGCAAAGAAACCUGAAAAUGCUAGUGUUACAGAACGUGUUAUUCCAACAGUUGUUUUCCAAAAGGAGGAAUCUGUAUGCUUGUCAUUCUUGAAGAAGUGGACAAAGGAUACAUCAAUGACAGAAAUCGAUCUCAAGGAAAUUGUUGAUUGGGAUUAUUAUAUUGAAAGAUUGGGUAGUGCUAUUCAAAAAAUUAUUACUAUUCCUGCAGCUUUACAAGCUAUUGAUAAUCCAGUACCUAGAGUUAAGCACCCAGAUUGGUUGCUCAAAAAGUUGAGAGAAAAUGCAAGUCAAAGCAAACAAAGAUCCUUGAUGGAUAUGCUUAAGAAGAUACCCGUAACAGAAGAUUCUUCCUCUGAUAGUGAUGAAGAAAUGGAAGACGCUUCAGGUGAUGAAAAACCAAAAUCUAAAUCUACAAAGAGAAAGAUUGACGAUGUUGAUGAUGAUUCAUUAGGUGAAGAGGUAGGGCAAAAGAGAAAGAAGAAAAAGAAGAAGAACAAGACCAAGAAAUCUAAAUCCUCAGAUGGUAACACUCUUGUCAAUGAUGGUACUAUGGCUUCAUAUGUUCAAUUUUAUUCUAACCAACUUAAAGACCUCGUGUGGCAUGUUAUUGAAGUUAGAGAAUCCGAAACACCAGGUCUUCUCAAGCUUUUUAUUAGUGUUGGAGGUAAAAUGAGAACAUUCAAGAUAGAAGUACCAAGAGUUGUCUAUCUCAAUUUUUAUCAAAAGCAAGGUGAAUCAGAGGAGCCUCAUAAGAAAUUACCAAUUCUCUCAAGUCAGCUUGUUGAAACUUCAGUAGCUAAUAAGAGAGAUACAUUCCUCUAUAGAAAAGAGUUGCUAGAGUCGUACUACCAAAAGAACUUGCAAACUAUUUACUCUGAAUUCUCUAAUCCUCAUAUUCAAGGUGUUUAUGAGACACAAAUUGAUCCUGUUCUUAGAGCUGUUCUUUCAAUUGGUUCACUUUGUCAAGUACAUCCAAAGUCAAGAGAAAAGAUUGACUCUGCCAAUACGCUUACUGUUUCAGAUCUUGUUCAAGUUGACGGAAGUCAUUCUAAGAAGAAUCCUGGUGUAUCUUAUCUCAAAGAUGUAACAAACUUGCAAAAAUUAUAUCUUUUUGAAAGUUGUUGUGAUGUCAGAGGUGUUAUUGGUUUGUUCUCUUUUGCAAACAAGAAAGCAUAUAUUUAUUUGAUUCAUUCAAUUGAUCUCCAAACUACAGGUUUGCAUCCUGAUAGAUUAUUCGAUGAAGUAUUAGAUCAAAUUAUUGAGCAAUCUAACUUGAAUAUUACAGAAAUUGAAGAAUUUGAAUUGGAUGUUUUCAAGAAUAGAGUUGAUGUACUUAAAGAAAUUAACAACAUUUUGGCGAAGGAAAGAAAGGCAUCAUCUCUGCUUUUAGUUCAGUCUCCAUUCUCAUACCAAACUCAUUCAGCCUCUGAAAUCGCUCCAAUGUUAGAAGAAAUACCUAUUGUAGCCAUUCCUUUCAGUGAAGAAGACAACAAAUAUCAACAUGCUCUCUCAGCAUACUGGACUAAUAAUUGUAUCAAGCAAAUGUUUAUCAGAUAUUGUGCUAUUGAAAAAUGGUAUAAGGAUAUGACUAACUACAGUAACUAUUGUGGUAUUCCUAUUGGUAAUAUUGAAUCAAAUGACUUUGUUAUGCAUUUAAUUGACAUGAUGUUUGGAAGAAGUUUACAAAAUGACUAUGUAUUGUGGUUAAGCAAGGCCAACAAACCAGAUUUAGGAGGUUGCGAAAAUGAUGCACUACAACAACAAGCAUUGUUGAGUGAUGACCAAUUGUAUUCCAGAAGUGGUACUUUUAUUAAUCACUCUGCUUGCUAUCACUCAGUUUGUGUUGAGUUUGAUAUUUCUCACUUGGACAUUAAUGCCAUUUUGCAAAGUAGUUUUAUUGAAGAAACAAUUGAUGACAAGAUUAGUAAUUCAUCUAAAUUCUCCACUGUUACUGAAAUUUUCAAAAUAUUCAAGCAAGUUGUUUCCAAAAUGUUCGCAGAUGUUCACAAUGAUGACAAUACCUGUCCUGAUGUUCCAGAUUUGUUGUUAUCAAAUCUUUAUAGAUGGUGUUGUAAUACUCAUGCUAAGCUUUUCCAUCCUGAAAUUUUAGCAUUCAUCUACAGACUUCAAAAGAAAGUCUUCCUCCAACUCUGUGCUCACUUUAAGAAGUGUGGAUGUAGAAUCAUCUAUGCCAACUUCACUAAGAUUAUUGUAGAUACUGGCAAGAAUACUACAGAUGAAGCUAAGGUUUACACUGACUACCUUAAGUCAAGCAUUCAACAACAAAAGUUAUUCACUUGGGUUGAUAUUGAAGUUAAAAACACUUGGAGUAAUUUGUUGUGGUUUAAUCAAGAUAACUUCUUGGGCUUUAAGGAAGACCAAGAAACAGAGACUGGACUUUCUUCUGAUCCACACAUUGAUUUAUUGAGUGAACUUCCAGAAUCAGUUAGAGUACAUUUAGUAUUCUAUCUUUCUACUUACAUGUAUGAAUGUCUCAAGUAUAGAAGAUCAUUGGAUGAAAAAAUUUCAACAAUGAAGGCAGAAGAAGUUCAAAAGAUCCAAGAAGAACAUGCCCAAGAAUAUUUGACAACUAAAUUCUCAGAAGGUUUGAUGGAAGUGAUGAGUAAUCAACUCAAAGAGCUCUCCCUACAAUUAGAAUCAGAAAAAGAUAUUAGAUUAGAGUUUGUUAAUGCAAUUUGCCAUAUGCUUUCAAUUGAUCUUUUUAUUAGAGAUGAAGUUAAUGUGCUCAAGAGAUCUUUACUGAAAUUAUUGGGUGUAAAGGAAUUCUCUUCCGAAUCAAUGUUCAAGAGAUCCCAGAAUAUUUUCAAGGUUCCUGAUAUGAUUUGUUCAUUCUGUAGUUCUUGUUGUGAUCUUGAGCUUGGUAAACCAACAACAGAAAACAUCUUUAAAUGUAAACACUGCUCGAAUGACUUUGACAAAUCUCUAAUUGAGGGAAGAUUAAUUGACUAUGUUCAAAAUAAGAUGGUUGGAUAUCAAUUGCAAGAUUUACAAUGUUCUAGAUGCUCCCAAAUUAAUGCCAAUAACGUACUUGAACGUUGCCACUGUUCAGGUAAAUGGAUUUCUGCCCAAGUAGAAAAUAAGAGUGAAAAGGUAGCAGACACAAUUCACCUUAUCCAUUCCAUUUCUCAACAACAUAAUUUUGAUACAUUGAAUGAAAUUAUUUCAUACAUGUUGAAGAAGAAAAAAUAAUCUGAAUAAAUUAACCUAGUAAAUUAAAA
Molecule: messenger RNA, 6512 nt
Organism: Naegleria gruberi
Lineage: Eukaryota; Heterolobosea; Eutetramitea; Acrasida; Naegleriidae
Exons: 1
Coding region: 1-6483 (2160 amino acids)
Biological process (GO): nucleotide-excision repair, DNA gap filling; mitotic cell cycle; leading strand elongation
Cellular component (GO): epsilon DNA polymerase complex; nucleus
Molecular function (GO): single-stranded DNA 3'-5' DNA exonuclease activity; DNA-directed DNA polymerase activity; DNA binding
Source: RefSeq, a predicted model, not a curated record